This is a messenger RNA of Sipha flava (yellow sugarcane aphid), 1449 nucleotides long. It is a transcript of the gene Myd88, whose product is annotated as myeloid differentiation primary response protein MyD88-A. Gene Ontology annotation, molecular function: Toll-like receptor binding; TIR domain binding. Gene Ontology annotation, biological process: MyD88-dependent toll-like receptor signaling pathway; positive regulation of canonical NF-kappaB signal transduction; innate immune response. Lineage: Eukaryota; Metazoa; Arthropoda; Insecta; Hemiptera; Aphididae. Gene Ontology annotation, cellular component: plasma membrane. The record is from RefSeq and is a predicted model, not a curated record. The transcript has 7 exons. The coding region runs from base 328 to 1383 and encodes 351 amino acids.
GUUGACACUUGUAGAUUGCGACGGAAUAACCCGUUUAUAAUCAAUGGGAAUGUUAUUAGGACGGACUUUGGUGCUCCGCGUAUAUUUAAAUUACUAUAACUGUCUAUACGUAUACUCAUAAAUCGGCCAGUGUGCUUUGUAGUUUCGAUGGUCUACGUUUUGCUUAUUGUGGACAUCGUUGAUAACGAAUUUAAUGGUCACUACGGGGUAAUCCAUUUGUAUGUUUUGUAAAUUUGCGUUCGCAAUAGUUUUAUAAUUAUUUAUUAUUCUUGCGCGAACAUUUUAUUCUUGUGAACUCGUCGUGUAUCCGACCCGAACUCCGAAAAGAUGAGCGUGAUGCUUCCGGAAUUUGAGCAUAUGACAUUAUCCUUGUUACGGCUACCGACCAGGGAACGGUUGUCGUGCAUGUUGAAUACUAGAAAAGUUUUGCCGUCCCCUGACAAUAGACCUAGAGAUUGGACUGGUUUGACUUCUCUUUUGGGCUAUACAAUACCUUUGGGAUGUAAUUCAGAUGAUCCAAUGGGUAAAAUAUUAAAGUAUUGCCAAGAAACUACUAUUGCAUUCUUUAUACAAUGUCUGGAAAAAAUAGACAGAUACGACGUUAUUGAUGAGACAGUAGAACUUAUAACAUCUGAUAUCAUUUUUUUUAAAGAACAAAAAUUCUCUGUAGCACACAUAACUCCAGUAAAACAUAAUGAUGUGGGGAAUAAUAAUAUUAUUACCAUUGAAGACGUUGAUGCGUUAAAAAAUCAACUUCCUCUUCCAAGAUAUGAUGCUUAUAUACUAUAUGAUGAUGCUGAUCUUAAACAUGCUAUAUUUAUGGCACAAAAAUUAGAAAAUGAAUACUCAAUAAAGUUAUGUUACAAAGAUAGAAAUUUAAAACCUGGUGUUGAAUUUGAGUAUCAAUCAGUAAUAAAAUUGAUAUCUGAUCGUUGUGAUUGGUUGAUUGUUAUUGUAUCAAAUAAUUUCUCAAAUGAUCCUAAGAAUCUAUCUAUAAUGAAAUGUAUACAGUCUCUGGGUAUUGAACAAAAUCGUUCUAAAAUUAUCCCAUGUAUUUUUGGAGAUUGUAGUUUACCUCAAGAACUCAAAUGCUAUGUUAAAUUAUUUUUUAAUGAAUCUAAUUCUUCCUAUGAUCCAUGGAAUAGACUUAAAAUUACUGUAUCAUCAAAUCAUUGCAAAGCAUUGACCAACAGUGUAUUGAUUGAUAAUGGUCAGAAGCUGAAAAUUGUGGAACCAAUAAAUAGUUGUACUAAAAUUGUUUCAUCACAAAACAAACCAGUUAACAGAUCUAUUGAAGAGUUGAAUAAUAAUAUUUUACCUAAAAGAAAAAAUGUAUUAGGUAGACUAGUAAAAACUGUAGGAAAUAUUGUGUUGAAUAAAUGACAAAAAUAAUAAAAGAUUUGAAUGUUCAAGUCUUUUAUAUAUAUUUAUAUAUAUUUCCAAUGUAUA